This is a messenger RNA of Darwinula stevensoni, 897 nucleotides long. The record is from the annotation of a GenBank genome assembly. Lineage: Eukaryota; Metazoa; Arthropoda; Ostracoda; Podocopida; Darwinulidae.
GUAGGCUUGGUGUCAUAGGUUGUAUCAAUUUGUUCUUUAUUUAGUGAUGCCCUGUCCAAAGAGGAGGAACAGACUAGUUCUGUCUUCACAUCGAGGAACACUCAGUUGGCUAUCUCACAGACUAGUGAGGGACUUCAGAUGAGAGUGCCUCUGCCAAAUAAUGACUCUGUGACAUCUGAUGGAGGAGUGAUAUUUGAUUAUGAUGGAGCUGAUGGCAACAUUCAAAGCAUAGAGCAGAUCUCAACCCCUAUAGAGACUCAUAGUGAAAGUGAGCAAGAUCUGCCUGUGUCAACUCCUGCCUCCACAUCUGUGAUAUUUUUAUACAUUCAAAUGGAGCUUUGUUGUCAAGAGACAUUGAAGGACUGGCUCACCAAGGUAAAGAAACCUGAAGUGAGGGUGCAGCAAAUGAACCACAUUUUCCAUCAAAUAGUGGAUGCUGUAAGGUACAUCCAUUCCCAAGGCCUAAUUCAUCGAGAUCUCAAGCCUUCCAAUAUUUUAUUUGAUGAACAAUGGCAAGUUAAAGUGAGUGACUUUGGUCUGGUGUUGGAUGCUCCUGCCUUGGAGACUGGAAGAAGUACAUCUAAUCCUGUUGGUCAAUACACUAAUCCUGUGGGCACAAGGCUCUACAUGAGUCCAGAGCAGCUGCAGCACCUUCCCAUUGGUCAUCACUCUGACAUCUACACACUUGGGUUAAUUUACCUGGAGAUGAUCUUGCCUUUUGGUACUGAGAUGGAGAGAAGCAUCACAUUCUCUGAAGCUCGACAAUCACUAUUCCCGCAAGAGUUAGAUGGCCACCCUGUUGAGCUGGACCUCAUCAAAAGAAUGCUUGCAAAGGACCCUCUUGAGCGCCCUGAAGCCAAAGAAAUCUUGUCAUUGCCUUUGUUUGAUCCUGUGUGA